This is a messenger RNA of Poecilia latipinna (sailfin molly), 1014 nucleotides long. RefSeq names its product isoprenoid synthase domain-containing protein-like. Bases 1 to 690 code for a protein of 229 amino acids. The transcript has 7 exons. Gene Ontology annotation, cellular component: cytosol. Gene Ontology annotation, biological process: protein O-linked glycosylation via mannose. NCBI's taxonomy places the organism in Eukaryota, Metazoa, Chordata, Actinopteri, Cyprinodontiformes, Poeciliidae. Gene Ontology annotation, molecular function: D-ribitol-5-phosphate cytidylyltransferase activity. The record is from RefSeq and is a predicted model, not a curated record.
AUGAAUUACGCCGUCCACGUGGCCCCUCUGCAGUGCACCGAGUCAGACUUCGAGUUCGGUACCGAGUGUCUCCAUCUUGCUCUGCAGUACUGCGGCACCAACGCCAAACUCAUCGAUGGUCCGCCAACCUUGUGGAAGGUGACCUAUAAACGGGAUUUAGCUGCUGCAGAGUCCAUCAUCAAAGAGACUUUGUCGCAGUCAGCUUGCCUUAUAACCGGGGGAUUGGAAGCUGCUGUGGCUCUGGCCAAUGUUCUCCAAAAAGCUUUUGGAGCUCUGGAUAUGGAGCUGAACGUCACGCCAGAUCUGAUGGGCGACAACGGCAGGUAUCUGCUGGAAGACUGGAACUUCAUUAAGGUUUCUGUCGAUCCAUUUUGCCCUUCAGAAGUGGAGGCCUUAAUUGUGGCGUUAGAGGCAGAAAACCGAGCUCUUCUCAACCCGGCAGUGAUCAUCUGGAUGCAUUUGAGUGUCACAGAGGAGCCGUCUACCAGCCGGAGAGCGACGGAGUCUGCUGCUCUGAUUGACCUGGCCUCAACAGCUAAGCUCCGAAAUAUUCUUCUCUACGGCAUCCGGCUUCAUCAGCCCGAGGACUCGGAGCAGUGGGACAGGUCGGCUUCACGGGUCGCUGACAUCGCAUCAGCCUUGAUUCGGGACAGGAACCCCGCCUUUGUGGGACAGCUCCUGCAGGCGUGACGAGAGGUGGCGUCAACAAAGCAAUCAUAAAGACUGAAACCGGAUUAUUUAUGCUGUCAGUGUCUCUAAUCCUGCAUCAGGCUUAAAGGAAGUUAUAUUUCUAAUUUACAUAUUGAAAGAAAUUUUUGACUUUUACAGCAAACCGAUAAACUGAGUCCUACAUUUCCCACAAUGCUUCUCUGAGCUGUUGUCAUGACGCUUUCUCUGUUUCUGUUUUCUCUGACCAGUUGUGUUGCAGUUUUUACUGAAAUGUGAUUUCAUGCAGUUGGACCUGCUUUUGGGGCUCCAAAGACAAAAUAUAAUUAAAAAACAUCUUGUUUACAG